This is a messenger RNA of Lachancea sp. 'fantastica', 2430 nucleotides long. Lineage: Eukaryota; Fungi; Ascomycota; Saccharomycetes; Saccharomycetales; Saccharomycetaceae. The record is from the annotation of a GenBank genome assembly.
AUGGUCUUCCCAAUUUUACCUUUUUUCGCUACUGGCAAGGACCUGAAAGGUCUAGUGGAAGCCAAGCCAUUCAUUGCAUUGAGUGGCCAAGCUUUACUUGACUUGGCACAAAUCGAAAUCAAAGAAGCUGCUGCUUUUGUUGAAGAGAAUACGGCUUUUAAGUUCGUAUGUGGUCUUUUGAAGUCUGACCAUCAAGUCAGCGACGACGACAUCAUAAGCUUCGUGAAUAGCGGCAUCGCAGUCUUAUUUGUUUCCGACGAAUCGGAAGCAAACCGCUUACAGGAGUUGGGAAUUCCAAAGGAAAGAGUAGCUCUGGACGUUGGAUCUGCUUACGCUAGCCGUUUUGAAGUUGUUCAAGAUUUUCAAAAAGACCAUAUCAUUGAUGCUGGUAGUCUGACAGAGGCCCAGAUGGCUCAGUCGUUACUCUCCACACUCAAGACUGAUCGUGCAGACAAGCUUUACACCACUUUAGUGGUAGAUACUUACGAGCGCUGUUUGGGUCUGGUGUACUCAUCCGAAGAAUCGGUCAAGUUGGCGAUUCAGAAACAAGUUGGUAUUUACUUUUCUCGGUCCAGAAAUGAAAUCUGGGAAAAAGGCCUCACGUCCGGCAACACACAGAAGCUGGUCAACAUCAGUCUUGACUGCGACGGCGAUGCUUUGAAGUUCGUUGUUGUGCAAGAAGGUAAAAAGUCUGAUUUCUGCCACUUGAACACCGCAUCCUGCUACGGUGAAUUCCAAAGUGGUUUAGUCGGUCUAGAACAGCUACUUCGCCAGAGAUUCGAAAAUGCGCCAGAAAAGUCUUAUACUCGCAGACUCUUCAAUGACCCCGAACUUUUGACUGCAAAAAUCAAGGAAGAGGCCGAGGAGCUUACUGAGGCGAACACUAAAAGUGAAGUUUCAUGGGAAGCUGCCGACCUAUUUUAUUUCGCUAUGGUAAAACUUGUCGCCAGUGGCGUUCCGCUUGAAGCCGUUGAGAGAAACUUGCACAUCAAGCAUCUCAAGGUCACCAGAAGAAAGGGUGAUGCCAAGCCAAAAUUUGUUAAGCAGGAAACUAAACCAGAACCAACUCAGGAAACGACACCUUCGCCAACAGGCGCCAUCAGCCUUGAAGUGGUAUCUGGCAAAGACAAAGCCGGUGUUGCGGCUGCUUUGGAAAGACCAAUUCAGAGAACUUCGGAAAUCAUGCAUCUAGUAAAUCCUAUCGUGGAGAAGGUAAAGUCUGAGGGAAACAAAGCUUUGAUUGAGUUAACUCACAAGUUCGACGGCGUGAAGCUUGAUAACCCCGUAUUGGAAGCUCCAUUCCCUGAGGAGUACCUCGAGGGCCUAACCCAAGAAAUGAGGGAAGCCUUAGACCUCUCCAUGGAGAAUGUCCGCAAGUUCCAUGACGCUCAAUUGCAAAAAGAAGUCUUGCAAGUCGAAACUCAGCCAGGUGUUUUGUGUUCUCGUUUCCCACGUCCUAUCGAGAAGGUCGGUCUCUACAUUCCAGGUGGUACUGCCGUUCUACCCAGCACGGCAUUGAUGUUGGGUGUUCCAGCUCGUGUUGCUCAAUGCAAAGAAAUCGUGUUUGCAUCGCCUCCACGUAAAUCCGAUGGCAGAGUGUCUCCAGAGGUUGUUUACGUGGCGCAAAAAGUUGGCGCUUCGAAGAUUGUGCUAGCGGGUGGGGCCCAAGCCGUCGCUGCGAUGGCCUACGGUACUGAAUCUAUCCCCAAAGUGGACAAAAUCUUGGGACCAGGAAACCAGUUUGUCACCGCUGCUAAGAUGUAUGUUCAAAACGAUACGCAAGCCUUGUGUUCCAUUGACAUGCCAGCUGGUCCAAGUGAAGUUUUAGUUGUUGCUGAUGAACACGCUGACGCUGAUUUUGUUGCAUCCGAUUUGCUUUCGCAAGCAGAACACGGGAUCGAUUCUCAAGUCAUCCUGGUUGGUGUCUCGUUGAGCGAAAAGAAGAUUGCCGAGAUUCAAAAGGCGCUUCACGAACAGGCCUUGCAGCUACCUCGUGUGGACAUCGUGCGUAAGUGCAUUGCCCACAGUUCGGCUAUUCUAUGUGACUCGUACGAAGAGGCGUUUGACAUGUCCAACGACUAUGCCCCAGAGCACUUGAUCUUGCAGAUACAGGAUGCUGCCAAAUACGUUCCUAUGGUGUUCAACGCAGGUAGUGUGUUUGUUGGUGCGUACACUCCUGAAUCGUGCGGUGAUUACUCUAGUGGAACCAACCACACUCUACCCACUUACGGGUACGCUAGACAAUAUAGCGGUGUCAACACCGGCACUUUCCAGAAGUUUAUCACUGCUCAAAGCGUUACGCCUGAGGGUCUUGAAAAUAUUGGUCGCGCUGUGAUGACGGUGGCCAAAGUGGAAGGUUUGGAUGCGCAUCGCAAUGCCAUCAAAAUCAGAAUGCAAAAACUGGGCCAACUGCCAGAGAAUUUCCAAUGA